Molecule: messenger RNA, 1054 nt
Organism: Thunnus maccoyii (southern bluefin tuna)
Lineage: Eukaryota; Metazoa; Chordata; Actinopteri; Scombriformes; Scombridae
Exons: 2
Coding region: 380-955 (191 amino acids)
Source: RefSeq, a predicted model, not a curated record
CGGUGACACCACUAAAAUGUAUUUUGUAGUUGAAAUGAGACUAAUGUAAAGCUUAAAUUCAUUUUAAUGGUUUAGUUAUGUAACUGUUCAGUACGCAGUUAAAAAGUAGGAAAUGGUUGAGAUGACUGUAUUUCCUGUUUUUCUGCACGGCACUUCCGAAUAUUCGCUAUUAGUCGCUGCCUAAGUUCACUAAUCACCAUAAUAGCGGUAUAUACAUAUCCAACAAGUCUGUACUUCGACGAGUUAAAGGCGAAACUGUUGAAUCUUGGGUAUUUUCGAUUGGUAUUUCGAUAACCAAACGGCACUGAUCGAUGUUUCAGUCGACGCGCUGUCUCGGGUAAAAACAAAGCUAGUUAGUUUGCAGGUCCAUGUGCGUGCAAUGAGAUGCAAACGGGGCCUGCUGCUGCUCGUAAAGCAGCUGGAGAGGUUCAUAAUAAUCCAGUACAUUUCCUUUGUACUGCUGUUUUACCCUGCUGCAUACCGGCCCGGUGAGGCGUGUGCUACCGGGACCAGCGCCGACACGCUGCUGCUGUGCAGGGCGUGCGGACACGAGCUGGCUGUCGGGACGGACAUCCACUUCGUCCCCAGCCGGUUGGCGCUCUCCAGCCGCAACGACACGCUGCUCGGGGGCCGGAGGGUUAAUGUCCAGCUUUUCGAAAACCCCCACGGACACCGGUUUGAGGUGAUCACGUUCAGAAAAGCGGACGUUACCCAGCACUGGCCGGCAGAUAAGCGCUUCUCCUGGUUCCCGGGCUAUUCAUGGACGGUGGCCACCUGUCCUCGGUGUAAUUCUCAUUUAGGUUGGGCCUUCCAGCCCAUCGAUUGGCCAGACACGAUCACAAAAACCAGAUUUGAGGAGUCGGAGCACACCUUCCUGGCUUUAAUCACCCAUCAACUGUUAAGAGAAGAUUUUGCCUCGAGCCUGCUCAUAACCCCAAAAUCCUUUGUGAGCUGAUGUGCGUUGACUGUACGAUUUAACCCAGGCGCCUUUGCUGCUACCUAAAUCUAUUUUUUAAAUAAAUUUCUAUGCACCUACUUGGUUUGAAGACUCCCA